CGCGCGACGGACGGAUCGGUUGUGGGGCACGACGCAGGAUCCUUCUUCUACACUACGCAUCUUUACACGAUGGGGACGGACGAUCUAACCAAAGCGGAGAAGAUACUGAACGGGUUCCAAAUCAACUGGAUGAUAUUGCGUGACGCGGACACAGGUAAAAUCAUCUGGCAGGAGAACAAGGACUUUUCCUGCCCCGAUGUGGAGCACGAGGCGAAGGUGCCGGUGAAAGUGCUGAGUUUGCGAGCGGUUUCGCGUGAAAUCAAUUUCAGCACCGUGGAAGCGAUGGAAAACUUUCGGCUCGAUCAAAAGGUACUGUUCAAGGGGCGCAUCAUGGAGGAAUGGUUUUUCGAGAUGGGAUGGGUGAGCCCGAACACGACCAACACCUGGCAGUCGACAAUCGAAGCGGCCCCCGAGUCACAGAUGAUGCCGGCGAAGGUGCUGAACGGAAAUGUGACCAUCGAGACCAGCUUUUACGACGGCGAGACGCUGAUCAGCAAGUCGGUCGUGCGGUUAUACUACAUCUAAUCGGAAACCCAUCGCACUCACGGCAACUCUAGUUCAAAGACAAUUCAACGAACUUUUUUUUUUGUUGGGUAGGAAACUGUUCUUCUUCGACACACUCUUACCGCACGCAGAAUCUAGUUGUGCUACACACCGGGCAAUAGAAUUACGAUUCAGCUCUAAGGAACGCUUGCGGAAUUCGUUGUGCAGAUGUGCCGAUUUCGAUUGCACGCGCAGAAAACAGUAAAGCCAGCGGAGUUUGAUAACUGUACUGAUGAAGGCAAACGCAAAGCAAUUUACAGCACAGUGUACGGGACGCGGAGUGUGUUGGAUGUAGUAGUCAUAGGUAUUUUUCUCAAUUAAGCACCAUCUGCGUACUUUGUAAGUUUUUUAUAUAAUUAGUCGUAAGGCUUAGAGGGGCAAGAGAGGGAGAGAGAGUAUUUGUAUUAAUUUAGUUCCACACAACAGAGCCAU
Messenger RNA from Anopheles bellator, 975 nucleotides. RefSeq names its product probable cGMP 3',5'-cyclic phosphodiesterase subunit delta (gene PrBP). NCBI's taxonomy places the organism in Eukaryota, Metazoa, Arthropoda, Insecta, Diptera, Culicidae. The record is from RefSeq and is a predicted model, not a curated record. The coding region runs from base 70 to 525 and encodes 151 amino acids. The transcript has 3 exons. Gene Ontology annotation, cellular component: cytoplasm. Gene Ontology annotation, biological process: sensory perception of light stimulus.